Messenger RNA from Austrofundulus limnaeus, 3638 nucleotides. RefSeq names its product P2Y purinoceptor 3. Gene Ontology annotation, biological process: G protein-coupled receptor signaling pathway. Gene Ontology annotation, cellular component: membrane. NCBI's taxonomy places the organism in Eukaryota, Metazoa, Chordata, Actinopteri, Cyprinodontiformes, Rivulidae. The coding region runs from base 392 to 1819 and encodes 475 amino acids. Gene Ontology annotation, molecular function: G protein-coupled receptor activity; oxysterol binding. The record is from RefSeq and is a predicted model, not a curated record. The transcript has 2 exons.
AUGAAAUGCACUGAGGAACGGAGGGAGGGAUUGGGUCACCAAGGAAACUGCUGAGGCUGUUCAGAGAAGCAGCAGAAUGAGCUAAAAGGUCCAAAAGUGAAUGUUCCCUGAUCCAGCUGCUGCUGCUCAGUACGGAGCUGAAUUUUAAACCCUUGGGAUUUAGUUUUUGUAUUUUUUUGGUUUGUGUGUAAUUAAACAGGUAGCAUCUGGACCAGGGCUCAAAUGGAGUGAACCUUUCUGGUUCUGGUCUACACCAACUCUGGGACAACGCCAUCUAAAAUCAAGAUUGCACAGAUUUGCAAGAAUGGAAAAAGGAAAUCCAGCAACAAUUCCAUGCAUUUAAGAGACUGCCCUGAUUCUCCACUCGUGGAAAAGAACUUUGACUGUUACGAUGUCAUCCAAACACAGAAAUCUUCCAAACAUUACUGGAGCCAUACUCCAUGAUGUCCUAAGCUCCUUCUCUCCCCCAUCCUCCCCUGUAUCCCCAAGUUUAUCUUGUAACAUAGAUGAAACUUACAAGUACAUCUUCCUUCCAAUUUGUUACUCUUUCACGUUCAUCUUUAGCAUCACUCUGAACUCCGUGGUUCUCUAUCGUUCCUUCCGUCAGACCAAGCGGUUGAAUGCCUCUCUGAUAUACAUGGUCAACUUGGCUUCUACAGACUUUAUGUAUGGUCUGUCACUGCCAUUUCUUGUAGCUAGUUACAUCAUGCGUGACCGCUGGGUCUUUGGGGACUUCAUGUGUCGUCUGGUCCGUUUUCUUUUCUAUUUCAACCUCUACUGCUCCAUAUUUUUUCUCACUUGCAUCUCUGUCCACAGAUACCUUGGUAUCUGUCACCCCAUGAAAGUGAUCACGCUGGAGACCAAGAAAGCUGUUAAGUGCACUUGUGUACUGGUUUGGAUUGUAGUAUUUGCAUUGACUUGCCCAAUUUUUCGAUUCGCCCAGACUGGUCAUGUAACCAGAUUAGCAGGGUUUGGAAGCAAUGAAAGUGCAACUACUGAGAACACAAGCCAUCACAUAGUCUCUGAAAACAGUAAUGUCAGCUAUGGAAAUUUGGGACAAAUCAAUGAGGAGUACCAGAACUGUUGGGAUGAUGCCAUAGACAAGGAGUUUCAUGAUUAUGUCCCCUACGGAAUCACACUCCAUUUGCUGGGAUUUUUUCUACCGUUUUCCAUAAUUGCUUGGUGCUACUCUCAUGUUGUUUUGACCAUAUUUAGGACUCUGCAUUCUCAACCAUCAUCCCACAAAGGUCUGAGAAAUGGAGGCAUUGGAAGUUUGGACAAAAGAGGCAGAAAUAUCUCUGAAAUACAAAGAAAAGGAAAUACUGGAUUGUUAAGAGCAAUGGAGAAGGAUGGAGAAAUAUCUGUGUUCCUGGGUGCUCGUUCUCCAUAUGCCAGCCGCAGACGUAAAUCUAUUAAAACUAUCAUCACCAUUACCCUGCUCUUUGCACUGUGCUUCUUCCCCUUCCACGUUACAAGAACCAUCUUCCUUGUGCUGAAAGUGACUAGAAAGGUCCCUUGUCAUACCAUUACGGCAGUGUCAAUGUGCUAUAAAAUCACAAGACCUUUAGCUUCAUUCAACGCAUGGCUCAAUGCCCUCCUUUACUUCCUGACUAAAGAUAAGGUGGGAGCUCACUGCUGCCAAGUGGUAAGCACCCCCACCCAACAGAACGGCAAACUUCUAAUACCGCUGAGAACAAUGGAAAAAGCAGAAGUUGCAACACAUGAAGGCAUCAAGGACCAGAUUAACCAAAAAGACAACAGUGACUUCCACAGUUUAUCAUACACAAUGGGAGCAAAAGUUGAAUAUAUAGCUGAAUAACAUCUCCAUAAGGACAUGGAUGGAUGAAUAGAUUGAAGAGAAUAAUGAAGCACCAUGUUCAAUGUGCCUUUAAUUUCAUGCAUUAUUUCUGUUCAUGUCAUUUCAAACUUAAAGGAACAGUUUUUAAGUGGUGUUGAGAAUUAAUAAGGGCUCACCAGUUAUGUUGGUGAGGUGUAAGAGCAAGCUUAUUUAUUAACAAAUAUUAACUAAAGAUAGUUAUCUAAAGUCUAAAGAUAGUCUAAAGAUAGUUAUUAAUCAUUAAAAGUUAUGGGCCACCACCUGAAAACUAACUAAUCCCAAUUUCCUGUGUCUGAUGGUCUGUUUGUGUUAAUCUGGAACAGAUUUAGCAUCUACAGAACAGACAGUGUGAACUGAUUUCUUUGAACCAACAGUUACACCGAACAACUGCAAACUGCAGUCCUCAGUUAUCACAAACUCAGUGAAUGCAGGUUUGUUCGUGUUUGUGUGAGUAUUCCCUACUAUAGGGGACCAUUUUUAGCAUAAACAUGUGCUUGUGGGAAUCAAGUGGUACUUAUGGGGUCCUAAGACUAGUCCCCAUGAGGGGAAAUGCUAUUGYUGGGUCGGGGUUAGGUUUAGGACUAUUGAGUUUUGACUUCUUAUAUACUGAGUUUAAGUUAAAUUUAGCGUCAGGGUGGCUAGAUAUGCUAGGAAACAGACAGAGUGGUGGAGGGCAGCAGAUCAGAAUCAGAGCAGUAUUACCUACAUGAUGACUUAUUUUGUUCAAAAUCGAACUACUCUGUGAAACACAUGGCUCGUCAGGAUCUGGAUCCCUUCAAAGAGCCUUUUGUCUCACCUUUAAUUGUUUGUACAGUUUCAGUAUGAAGGGUUUAACAAUGUGUGAUUCACAUGCUGUGUUAAUCUAGUCUAGAAUAGUUAGGUGGCCUGUAGGAUCCUAUCCUAAGUACAACAAACUUUUAAUUAAAAUAAACUAAAUCAUUAAAUAUCAAUGUUUAAAAUAAUCAAAGAAAAACCUCCAUAUUUCAGCAAAUUUUACCUGUGUUAUCCUUAGCCACGUGCUGAAGGCUAAUGCCCAGUUUGUCAUUGUUACCACAUUUCAAAGGACUGCUCCUUGUUUUUUUGUUUAACUCACGUUGGUUUGUGAAUAAGUUCUCCGUCCUCGGGGUCCAUCCAUCSAUUAUCUACCACUUGUUCUAAAGUCUGGUAUUGGGGGGCUGGAACUUGAGCAGGGGGGCCCAGACCUCUCUUUCCCCAGCCACCAGGAUUCCAAGAGACAUAGUCUCUCCAGCAUGUCCUGGGUCCUCCUCAGGGUCCAGUGGAUGUACAGUCUCCAUGGUGCUGAUCCAUUUYGUCUUGGUGUGAUGGAGUAGUGUUUAGGGCUGUUGCCUGACAGCAAGAAGGUUACAGGCUCUCCUCCAUCCUGGGAGCUUUCUGUGUAAAAUUGUGGAUAUGUUUUUUAUGCAUGCAUGGGUUUCCUCAGGGUACUCCAGUUUCCCCCAGCAGACCAAAAACAUACAUGUUAGGCUAAYUGACGACAGUGAGGUGUCACUAGGUGUGGGUGAAAACAGGACUGGUUGUUUUUUCUUGUGUUGCAACCUGUUCAGUAUCCUGCCUUUCACACAGUUCUGCUCGAGAUAUACACUAGUUCCCCAACCCUGCACAGAUUAAGUGUGCAAGAGGAUGGACGGACGGAUGGACUUGUGUCAACAUACCUGCAGUAGUAAACACUGUAUUUUCACUUCUGUCGGACCUGAUCUUAAACUGUCAGAUUGUAUCACAUACUUUUCAUUGCUGAACAUGUUUUGUUUGAAAUAAUACAUUUCAUAAAAUUGUGUUAUUA